Molecule: messenger RNA, 633 nt
Organism: Periophthalmus magnuspinnatus
Lineage: Eukaryota; Metazoa; Chordata; Actinopteri; Gobiiformes; Gobiidae
Exons: 5
Coding region: 1-633 (210 amino acids)
Molecular function (GO): protein binding
Source: RefSeq, a predicted model, not a curated record
AUGACAGCUUUAAUCUUUCUUUUAAGCAUUGACGCAGCACAAGAAGAUGGCAGCCUGGGACGACUUGUCAACGAUGACCACCGUCAUCCGAAUUGCAAAAUGAAGAGGAUUAUGCAUGAGGCCAAACCACACCUCUGUCUGUUUGCUUCAAGGGACAUUCAGCCAGGAGAAGAAGUAACAUAUGACUAUGGUGGAAGUGAUUGUCCAUGGAGAACACAGACUGAGGAACAACCUCCAGCAGCCAAGUCAUCUGAUCCUCACCUGUCCAGACCUGUAGAGAUGACUCCAGAGUCACCUCCAGUACUCGUUGUACAAACUGAGGAACAACCUCCAGCAGCCAAGUCAUCUGAUCCUCACCUGUCCAGACCUGUAGAGAUGACUCCAGAGUCACCUCCAGUACUCGUUGUACAAACUGAGGAACAACCUCCAGCAGCCAAGUCAUCUGAUCCUCACCUGUCCAGACCUGUAGAGAUGACUCCAGAGUCACCUCCAGUACUCGUUGUACAAACUGAGGAACAACCUCCAGCAGCCAAGUCAUCUGAUCCUCACCUGUCCAGACCUGUAGAGAUGACUCCAGAGUCACCUCCAGUACUCGUUGUACAAGUAAGAGUCAGUGUGAACAGCACUGUUUAG